AUGACUCAAAGGAAUGAAUUAGUGGCGAAAUUUGGAACUGGGGCAGAUGAGCCUAAAGUUUUGGCCGCUUUAGAGGAUUUGAACAAAAUUUACCUAUUAGAUGCGGAAGACCUAUACAUUAAGUGGGAACAGUUCGCUUAUCAGAGGUCUGGAAAGACUACAGAAUUGGAUUUGGAUACUAUAGCCAUAUUCAAGCAGAAUAUUCAGCAGCAGAUCGAGAAAAAGGCAAGGGCCAUGGGGACUACGGGAGCUCUCGGACCCACGUCUGGUGGCCCUCCAUCAGCUACAAAAGGUCAUAAAGUGCUGAAACCAAGUGGAUCCAGUCCUUCUUUAUUUGGGUUUGGAAUUCCCAAAACACCAAGUUUAAAAAAAAGACGUAUUGAUGUCACACCCACGAAAGAAAACGUUGCUGGACACGUUCCUCCAUCGACGGAUGAGAAGAGUGGCAAAUUUUUCACACCAUCUCAGGCGCUUGGGGUUCAUGGGGGCAUUGGAUCUGCUGUCCCUUCGCCGAUCUUGAAGGAUGUUGAACCAGGAAAAACCCUCGAUACAUUGAACUUAGCAGAAAUCACAGUUGCUGAGGGGGUUGAUCUGGAAAGUGAGAACAGUUUGAAACCGGUUCGAUUCUUUGAUGCCGAGAAAUUUAAAUUCAGGACAAUGCGACAGAACUUACUGGAUGCUGCGGAUGUUCUUGAUGAUCAGCUUGAAACUUUUAGCCGCAUAGUUCAAGAGCAUUAUAAGCUAUCUGCGGGUGACCUAGGCGAUCCAACGAUCCAAUCUCAAUCAGAAAUAACAACUGUGGGACGAAUAGUUGUGGAUUCACCAUUAACUGAGGGCAUUCUGAAUGCGGAAUCACUAGCACUGGAAACGUCCAGGCUAGCAGGGAUAGGACGGCGUAUUCCACUCGACCUCAAAAAGGUGGAUGAAAUGUCAUUAUUUCCGGGCCAGAUUGUGGCUCUUCGGGGUAAAAAUGCAAGUGGUGAAUUCUUCGUCGUCGAAGAGCUUCUCAGUAUUCCACAUCUGAACUUCCCUGUUUCGACAGGUGAUGAUUUGCAAUUAUCUCACCAAUCGAUGACGGGUGAAAGCACAAAAAUUGCCGUGCUAAACGGUCCAUAUUCGGCUUCAAACUGCCUCGACUUCAGUAAUUUGGCUGCAUUCGUUGAAAGAAUCAACAUCAGCAUAAAACCCCAUCUGGUAAUCAUGUUUGGUCCUUUUUUGGAUAUCUCUCAUCCCUUAGUAUCAAGUGGGGACAUUCCCGAUUUUCCAGAUCUCAAAUUGCAGCCAAAGACACUUGACGAGGUUUUCACCAAAGUAAUAACUCCCAUUUUGAAGCAGAUUGACCCGAAGAUUCAAGUGAUAUUAAUCCCUUCAACGCUUGACUCGGCUUCUAACCACGCUGCUUACCCUCAGGAUUCUUUUGACCGCAAAGAUCUACAAUUGCCUAAAAACUUUCGAUGCUACACUAACCCAUCCACUUUCCAACUGAACGAAAUGUUCAUAGCAUGCUCAAACGUUGACGCUUUUAAGGAUACUAAAGAAAUUGUUAAAGGUGGCGCUACAAGUUCUAGAAAUAGGUUCGACAGAAUAGCCGAACACGUUCUUACUCAGCGCAGAUUUUAUCCUUUAUUUCCUGGCGGAAUAAGAAGACGUAAGGUACGAAACGAAAGUGGCACAGAUAUAUGGGAACACGUAAGUGGUGCCGACCUAGAUAUUCCCUUCUUGGGACUUACCGAAUUCGUGGGCAAUCUCACUCCGGAGUUGAUUAUCAUCCCAAGUGAGCUUACACAUUUUGCCCGAGUUGUGCAAAAUGUAGUUUUUGUCAAUCCAGGGACCUUCAUAAAACCGUCUGGUGUACGAGGCUCAUUUGCUCAACUAUCUAUUGCUCCACCAGAUCUAACUGGUGGCAAGCUUGUCAAGGUGGAAGGAGAAGAAGACCUUUACCUGCAUAACGUUUGGAAAAGAUGUAGAGUUGAUAUAAUUACAACGUAA
Molecule: messenger RNA, 1989 nt
Organism: Lachancea dasiensis
Lineage: Eukaryota; Fungi; Ascomycota; Saccharomycetes; Saccharomycetales; Saccharomycetaceae
Source: the annotation of a GenBank genome assembly